Aspergillus puulaauensis is the source of this 657-nucleotide messenger RNA. RefSeq lists its product as uncharacterized. The transcript has a single exon. Bases 1 to 657 code for a protein of 218 amino acids. Lineage: Eukaryota; Fungi; Ascomycota; Eurotiomycetes; Eurotiales; Aspergillaceae. The record is from RefSeq and is a predicted model, not a curated record.
AUGAUGAAAGCCCAAGUUCUCAACCGCUACAAUGAGCCUUAUACACUUUCCGAGUUACAGGUGCCCGUGAUGACUUCACCAUAUGAUCUCCUGAUCAAAGUGGAAGCGGCUGCAUACUGUCAUACCGAUGCCGCCUGUGCCGCGGGGAUGUUCGAGGGCCAUUCAAACGCCCCGGCAGAGUGGCCGCAUGUUGGCUGCCAUGAAUUCGCUGGAACAGUCGUUAACAUCAGCAAGGUACCAUCCAGCUUAUCGGCCCUACAUAUACCAUCGUAUAGCAUUGGCGACCGCGUGGGCGUUCCUGGUCGCUCCUUUCGACCAUGUGGUACAUGUUACGAAUGUCAACUUGAAACCCCCGUUCAUGGCUUGCCCCGUGACCCCGCCGGCUACUCAGCUUAUUGUCCCAACGCUAAGAAUCUUGGACUGAGCGUGCGUGGAGGCUUUGCACAAUAUGUCGUGGUCGAUUCACGCCAGGUCGCUCGCCUGCCCCCCGGGAUGAGCCCUGUCGAAGCAGCUCCUUUAGUGUGCGCGGGGCUCACAAUCUACUCGGCGCUGAGAAGCUGCCAGCUGAAUCCGGGGCAGAGAGUUGCAAUUAUCGGCUGUGGCGGAGGAUUGGGCCAUCUUGGUGUCCAGUUUGCGGAAAGGAUGGACUGGAAGUAG